Clonostachys rhizophaga is the source of this 399-nucleotide messenger RNA. NCBI's taxonomy places the organism in Eukaryota, Fungi, Ascomycota, Sordariomycetes, Hypocreales, Bionectriaceae. The record is from the annotation of a GenBank genome assembly.
AUGAGCGCAAGGCCCCCAGACCCCCACGAUAACCAAAAGCCCAGGUAUCACGUAGAAUCAAGGCAGAUAGCCGGUUCUGAUACUUCAAAGCAUAGACAGGCAACGGAGAAGUCAUUACCGCAGCUCAUCAACAUCGGACGCCCAUUGACCAUCAGUAAAUGGACCCUUGAGAUCACUCCUUCCGCUUCCUCGGGCGUCGUAUACAAGAACUCGGAAGUUGUCAGCGAGAAACUGAUACUGGACUUCUGUUUCAUGGGUGGACAGUCCUGGGCCGCCAUGCAACGCUAUCAGGAGUGGCUUGGUCUUGUCUUCGUUGCCAAAGGUCCAAACCUGGAGGUUUGUGCCAUCCUUGAGCUGGACGUUUUUCUGAGACAUGGUGUUGUACUUGCAAAAGGGUGA